CAUAGAAAGCCGAAAACACAAAGAUCAAAAAGGCUUCACUCUACCGCUAAAUAGCCAUGACCGUGGUGACGCGAAAGAGACGGCGCAUGAUGCUUGAAGCCAUGACGGCGACGCCACCGAGCGACAUGGUGGUUCUUCCGGAGGAUCUGAUGAUCGAAAUCCUCUCUAGGGUUGAGGUGAGCAAUCCGUUGCAAUUGGGGUGCGUGUGCAAGUGGUGGAAAUCCUUGUUGGUGGAUCCUCAAUUUGUGAAGAACCAUAUCCAUAGAUCAUUCACGGACAUCACGGAUCUGGCAUCGAAGGCCAUGGAAGACAUGAACGCUUUUGAGUUGCAGCUGAUUUAUGCCCCCGAUGAGGAAGAGACACAUUUUACGAACGAGGUUGCUUUGUUGGAUAAUCUGUUGGGAGUUGUUCGGUCUCUCAAAGGUGGCUUGGAAACUAUUAAGCUUGAUGUUCAAGCCAUCAAGGAUAGAAUGAAGUGCCUCCAAAAUUUUCUUGAAAUUUAUCUCAAGACAGCAUCAAAAAAUUACAAUUCUUUGUGAUUUUUAACUUUUCCAAAUGUGACCAUGGUUUCGUUUAUCUUUUUUUCUUUCUUUUUUUUUUAAACAUUGUAACUGCUGAUUGCGUUUUUUUAAGUUAAUUUGAAAUCAUAAUGAAGGGAUGUUGGAGUAAAUUAAUUAGUGAUAUUGAUGCCAUUGUUAAUAUUCACAGAUGGGUCACAUGAUUGUAAAUGAAUGGGUUAGAUGAUGAUUGUGAUUUAGAUCUUUAUUUGUGCUCUUAUUAGUUGAUCCUGUACAACUGAACAAGUCACAGGUAUGCUUCCUAACCUGAUAGCAUUGUCUUCUUGUUGCGGAGCAACAGAGCUAUUCUUGGCUUCUUGCUAUAGUUUAAUGUGAAUUGUAAAUUG
This is a messenger RNA of Gastrolobium bilobum, 904 nucleotides long. RefSeq lists its product as uncharacterized. Bases 57 to 539 code for a protein of 160 amino acids. NCBI's taxonomy places the organism in Eukaryota, Viridiplantae, Streptophyta, Magnoliopsida, Fabales, Fabaceae. The record is from RefSeq and is a predicted model, not a curated record. The transcript has a single exon. Gene Ontology annotation, molecular function: protein binding.